Messenger RNA from Colius striatus (speckled mousebird), 2439 nucleotides. RefSeq names its product spidroin-2-like. The transcript is spliced from 2 exons. The record is from RefSeq and is a predicted model, not a curated record. The coding region runs from base 1 to 2439 and encodes 812 amino acids. Lineage: Eukaryota; Metazoa; Chordata; Aves; Coliiformes; Coliidae.
AUGGCCCAACGGAGGCCGACGACACACACCAGCGGAACGCGGGCAGCAACCGCAACGCAGUUGACGGGGCGAGCCCGACCGACCUCGCUGAGGGGAGCGGCCGGGGCCAGGAGAGAGCAGGAUAGAGCGGGCGGGGCCAGGAUAGAGCGGGCGGGGCCAGGAGAGAGCGGGCGGGGCCAGGAUAGAGCGGGCGGGGCCAAGAGAGAGCAGGAGGGGCCAGGAGAGAGCGGGCGGGGCCAGGAUAGAGCGGGCGGGGCCAAGAGAGAGCGGGCGGGGCCAAGAGAGAGCAGGAGGGGCCAGGAGAGAGCAGGAGGGGCCAGGAGAGAGAGGGCGGGGCCAGAAGGGAGAGGGCGGGGCCAGGAGAGAGCGGGCGGGGCCAGGAGGGAGUGGGCGGGGCCAUCAGAGAGAGGGCGGGGCCAGGAGAGAGCGGGCGGGGCCAGGAGAGAGCAGGAGGGGCCAGGAGAGAGCGGGCGGGGCCAGGACAGAGCGGGCGGGGCCAGGAGAGAGCAGGAGGGGCCAUCAGAGAGCGGGCGGGGCCAGGAGGGAGCGGGCGGGGCCAGGAGAGAGAGGGCGGGGCCAGGAGAGAGCGGGCGGGGCCAGGAGAGAGCGGGCGGGGCCAGGACAGAGCGGGCGGGGCCAGGAGAGAGCGGGCGGGGCCAGGAGAGAGCGGGCGGGGCCAGGACAGAGCGGGCGGGGCCAGGAGCGGGCGGGGCCAGGAAUGAGCGGGCGGGGCCAGGAGAGAGCGGGCGGGGCCAGGAGAGAGCGGGCGGGGCCAGGAGAGAGCGGGCGGGGCCAGGAGAGACAAGGUGGGGCCAGGAGGGAGAAGGCGGGGCCAGGAGAGAGCGGGCGGGGCCAGGGUACAUCGGGCGGGGCCAGGAUAGAGCGGGCGGGGCCAGGAGAGAGCGGGCGGGGCCAUCAGAGAGAGGGCGGGGCCAGGAGAGAGCAGGCGGGGCCAAGAGAGAGCGGGCGGGGCCAGGACAGAGAGAGGGCGGGGCCAGGAGAGAGCGGGCGGGGCCAGGAGAGAGCGGGCGGGGCCAUCAGAGAGAGGGCGGGGCCAGGAGAGAGCGGGCGGGGCCAGGAGGGAGCAGGCUGGGCCAGGAGAGAGCGGGCGGGGCCAGGAGAGAGCGGGCGGGGCCAGGAGAGAGAGGGCGGGGCCAGGAGAGAGCGGGCGGGGCCAGGAGAGAGCGGGCGGGGCCAGGAGAGAGCGGGCGGGGCCAGGGUACAUCGGGCGGGGCCAGGAUAGAGCGGGCGGGGCCAGGAGAGAGCGGGCGGGGCCAUCAGAGAGAGGGCGGGGCCAGGAGAGAGCAGGCGGGGCCAAGAGAGAGCGGGCGGGGCCAGGACAGAGAGAGGGCGGGGCCAGGAGAGAGCGGGCGGGGCCAGGAGAGAGCGGGCGGGGCCAUCAGAGAGAGGGCGGGGCCAGGAGAGAGCGGGGGGGCCAGGAGGGAGCAGGCUGGGCCAGGAGAGAGCGGGCGGGGCCAGGAGAGAGCGGGCGGGGCCAGGAGAGAGAGGGCGGGGCCAGGAGAGAGCGGGCGGGGCCAGGAGAGAGCGGGCGGGGCCAGGAGAGAGAGGGCGGGGCCAGGAGAGAGCGGGCGGGGCCAGGAGAGAGCGGGCGGGGCCAUCAGAGAGAGGGCGGGGCCAGGAGAGAGCGGGCGGGGCCAGGAGGGAGCGGGCGGGGCCAGGAGAGACAAGGUGGGGCCAGGAGGGAGAGGGCGGGGCCAGGAGAGAGUGGGCGGGGCCAUCAGAGAGAGGGCGGGGCCAGGAGAGAGCGGGCGGGGCCAGGAGAGAGCGGGCGGGGCCAGGAGAGAGCGGGCGGGGCCAGGAAGGAGAAGGCGGGGCCAGGAGAGAGCGGGCGGGGCCAGGAGAGAGCGGGCGGGGCCAGGAAGGAGAAGGCGGGGCCAGGAGAGAGCGGGCGGGGCCAGGAGAGAGCGGGCGGGGCCAGGAGAGAGCGGGCGGGGCCAGGAGAGAGCGGGCGGGGCCAGGAAGGAGAAGGCGGGGCCAGGAGAGAGCGGGCGGGGCCAGGGUACAUCGGGCGGGGCCAGGAGACAGCGGGCGGGGCCAGGAGGGAGCGGGCGGGGCCAGGAGAGAGCGGGCGGGGCCAGGCGGGAGCAGGCGGGAGCAGGCUGGGCCAGGCGGGGCCAGGCGGGAGCAGGCGGGAGCAGGCGGGGCCAGGCGGGAGCAGGCGGGCACGGCGCGGCACGGGAAGCUGAGGGGAGCGGCGGCGCCGGGGGAAGGCGGAGGGGCGGUGGGGGAAGGCGGAGCGGCCGGCGGCCAAUUGGCGCCUCGGCGCUUGCGCAGUGCCGGCGGAACGGCGGCGCGCGGGACGCACGGAAAAGCGGCCGGGCGCGGAAGGGCAGCGGCGGCCCUGCCAGCGCGCAGGUACUCCACCGCCCCGCGUUCACCAUCCCUCUGGGCCUUUCCCAUUCCUUCCCUGUGCUGUAG